CACAAAAACCGCGGAUAGCACCGCUUCUGCGUCCAAGUACCAUCCAUGGGAUGGUGUCGCUACGAGGCACUCCUUGCCGUAGAAGAGAGAGUGGGUUGGAGUGGUGGGGAGAAUAAACUAUCGGAGAAUCUCUUCCCUAUAUAUCAGUUCUCUCAGCUACUUCGAACUUGGCUUGAUUACCAUCCUCUGAGACUUGUUCCGAUCAGACCCUGUUUCACACAUCUUAUUUCGGGUCAAGAAAAUGAGCGCUUUACCUCGCCAGAUCCUCCUUCACCUGGCUGAGUUGGCUUUGAAAUCUCUGCAGGCAUGGUGCUUCGGCUCUGAGGUCUUCGUGUUGACAUCAUUCCGACAGAGACUUGACCACGAGAGCAAGGAACUAUUGGAUAUCUGCCAGGGUCUCCGGCUAGGAGGGUAUUCCUCGGCAAAAGUGCUUCUGCUCAAUGAGAACUCGCUCCUUAAUGAGCAUACCAGAUAUAUCUCCGAUAUGCUUCACGACGACAUCAUUCUAAAACUGGCCCUUCUGACUUGGUACUUUGAUUCAACGUCCCAAUUCCCUUCAGAAAAGCUUCUAAACUUUUUCGCACACCCCCACGACAAGGUUGAAGCUGUGUGCGAGGCAUUGUUUGGACUAUACACUUUGCAGACGGGAGAGAAGAUAUCAUACCACAGCUUCAGAGCGAAACUGUUAGAUACUCUUGGUUACGUCGAAUAUCUUGUUGGGGAUGUAUACAAUCUGAUGUUGGAAUAGGGGGUGGAAUUGCGUAGGACGCCGGUCAGCAUCCUGUACUAUUUUGUGGAAGUC
Aspergillus ochraceoroseus IBT 24754 is the source of this 802-nucleotide messenger RNA. RefSeq lists its product as uncharacterized. The record is from RefSeq and is a predicted model, not a curated record. Bases 242 to 748 code for a protein of 168 amino acids. The transcript has 2 exons. Lineage: Eukaryota; Fungi; Ascomycota; Eurotiomycetes; Eurotiales; Aspergillaceae.